ACUGUAAACUAGCUAGGCCAAUCGAUAGGCCAAUCGAGCUAACUGAGCCAUGGUGUCCGGCGAUGGCGGCGGCCGAGUGCCGUCGACGCAAUUCGCGAAGCACGUGGUGGGCGGGCGGUGGUUCAUGUUCUUCGCGUCGAUCCUGAUCAUGGCAGCGGCGGGCGGCACCUACAUCUUCGCCAUCUACUCCAAGGCCAUCAAGUCGUCGCUGGGCUACGACCAGCAGACGCUCAACACGCUCAGCUUCUUCAAGGACGUGGGCGCCAACGUCGGCAUCCUCCCCGGCCUCAUCAACGAGGUCACCCCGCCCUGGGUCGUCCUCGCCUGCGGCGCCGCGAUGAACCUCGUCGGUUACCUCAUGAUCUACCUCUCCAUCACCGGCCGCACCGUGCGCCCGCCCGUCUGGCUCAUGUGCUUCUACAUCGCCGUCGGCGCCAACUCCCAGUCCUUCGCCAACACCGGCGCGCUCGUCACCGCCGUCAAGAACUUUCCCGAGGACCGCGGCGUCGUGCUGGGGCUCCUCAAGGGCUUCGUCGGCCUCAGCGGCGCCAUCUUCACGCAGCUCUACCGCGCCAUCUACGGCACCGACAACGACGGCGCCGACCUCGUGCUGCUCAUGGCCUGGCUCCCCGCCGCCAUCUCGCUCCUCUUCAUCCCCACCAUCCGCAUCAUGCCGCGCGGCACCCCGGCCGCCGCGAGCAGCACCCGGGAGCGCAAGGCCUUCUUCUACUUCCUCUACGCCUCCAUCGUGCUCGCCGUUUACCUCCUCGUCAUGAACGUGGUGGAGCUGGAGGUGCUCAAGUUCCCCAGGCCAGCCUACUACGUCACCGCCACCGUGCUCCUCCUCCUCAUCUUCUUCCCCAUCGUCAUCGUCGUCCAACAGGAGCUCAGGACCUACCUGCAACCGCCACUGCCGACCCAGUCCGUCGUCCCGACGACCACGACCACGACCACGGUCGUCGACGAGACGCCUUCCGCAGCCACCAUGACGCCGGCGACGACAUGCUUCCAGGACGUGUUCCGGCCGCCGGCAAGGGGGGAGGACUACACGAUCCUGCAGGCGCUCUUCAGCGUGGACAUGCUGGUGCUCUUCGUGGCCACCAUCUGCGGCGUGGGCGGCACGCUGACGGCGAUCGACAACCUGGGCCAGAUCGGGCAGUCGCUGGGGUACCCGCAACGCAGCGUGACCACCUUCGUGUCCCUGGUGAGCAUCUGGAACUACGCGGGCCGCGUGGUGGCCGGCUUCGCGUCCGAGUACGUGCUGGCCCGCUACAAGGUGCCCCGCCCGCUGGUGCUGACGGUGGUGCUCCUGUUGGCGUGCGUGGGGCACCUCCUCAUCGCCGUGGGCGUGAACAACGGGUUGUACGCGGCGUCGGUGAUUCUCGGCUUCUGCUUCGGGGCGCAGUGGCCGCUGCUCUUCGCCAUCAUCUCCGAGGUGUUCGGCCUCAAGUACUACUCCACGCUCUACAACUUCGGCGCCGUCGCCAGCCCCGUCGGCUCCUACAUCCUCAACGUGCGCAUCGCGGGGCGCCGCUACGACGAGGAGGCGCUCCGGCAGGGCGGCCGCAGGGGCAAGGACCUCACCUGCAUCGGGGUGCGCUGCUUCAGGGAGUCAUUCUACAUCAUCGCCGGCGUCACGCUGCUGGGUGCCCUCGUCUCGCUGCUCCUCGCGUGGAGGACCAGGAACUUCUACAGGGGCGACCUCUACGGCAAGUUCAACGCCGACCUGGCCAUGGGCCCUGUCCCUGCCGGCGAGGAGCGGUCCAAAGAAGAAGCCACCACCAAGGGUGCUGCCACCUCCAGCACCAGUCCUGUUGGCGACGCCGCCGUCGCCACCAACGGCGGCAAGAUCGGUUCAGCUGAUCACUAACUGAAGACAAAGAGAUCCAUGGAAUCAAACGGAUGUAUGCGAAUGCUACACAUGCUUUGCUUAAUUUGUGUACGUAGAAAUAUAUAGAUGGAUCGAUUGUAUAGUUGAACUACA
This is a messenger RNA of Aegilops tauschii subsp. strangulata, 1984 nucleotides long. RefSeq names its product protein NUCLEAR FUSION DEFECTIVE 4-like. Gene Ontology annotation, cellular component: membrane. NCBI's taxonomy places the organism in Eukaryota, Viridiplantae, Streptophyta, Magnoliopsida, Poales, Poaceae. The record is from RefSeq and is a predicted model, not a curated record.